This is a messenger RNA of Cotesia glomerata, 2842 nucleotides long. It is a transcript of the gene Psa, whose product is annotated as puromycin-sensitive aminopeptidase. Gene Ontology annotation, biological process: proteolysis; peptide catabolic process. Gene Ontology annotation, cellular component: cytoplasm. The record is from RefSeq and is a predicted model, not a curated record. Bases 44 to 2791 code for a protein of 915 amino acids. The transcript has 5 exons. Gene Ontology annotation, molecular function: metalloaminopeptidase activity; zinc ion binding; peptide binding. Lineage: Eukaryota; Metazoa; Arthropoda; Insecta; Hymenoptera; Braconidae.
GCACCAACACUACUGUCAUUACUGUAUAGGUAGCCGAGCCUAAAUGAUAUAUAGAUCUAUUUGUUGUACAUUAAACAUCAGUUAUAAUCGUAUUCUAUCAAAUAAUAUAGUAUUUAUUAAUAAUAUUAAUAACGAAAAAAACUACUUAAUUAAACUGACAUCAGAAUUAUUAAAAAGAACCAUGUCUACUGCCGAAAAGAAACCGUUUUAUCGUUUACCUGCUAAUAUUCGUCCUCGUCAUUACGAGAUAACCCUAGUUCCAGAUAUUGAUAAGUUUACUUUCAAAGGAAACCAAACGGUUAACAUUGAAGUAAAGGAACCAACUGAUAAAAUUAUCUUAAAUUCGUUGGACAUUGAUAUCAACAGCGUAACGUUCAAAAAUGACAAAGGAACGAGUAUUAAUGCUGAAAAAAUUGAUCUACUGCCAGCGGAUGAAACUGCUGUUCUUACUUUCCCCGAGAAGCUUCCAAUAGGAAAGGAUGGUAGUCUUAACUUUGAUUUUGUUGGGCAAAUUAAUGACAAAAUGAAAGGAUUGUACCGCAGUAAAUAUCACGGUGAAAAAAGUAAUGGAUCAGCAGCGGUGACUUAUCUUUGCCCGACAUCAGCUCGCAGAGUGUUUCCUUGUUGGGACGAGCCGGCGAUAAAAGCCAGCUUUGGCUUGACCCUAAUCCUGCCAGUGUCUAAGUCACUGGUGGCAUUAAGCAACAUGCCGGUGGAAAAAGUUGAGAAAAAAGGAGACCUAGAGGUAAUGAAAUUCGAAAAGACUCCGGUGAUGUCGACGUACCUGGUAGCUGUAGUUAUCGGAGAAUUUGAUUACCUGGAAGAUAAAACCGUGGAUGGAACGGUCGUGAGAGUUUACACGCCAAAAUCAAAGCAAGAACAAGGUCGCUUUGCCUUAGAAGUUGCGACAAAGGUGUUGCCGUACUACAAUAAAUACUUUGGAAUAUCUUAUCCGUUGCCAAAGAUGGAUUUAAUUGCUAUUGCCGACUUCUCAGCCGGAGCUAUGGAGAAUUGGGGCUUGGUGACUUAUCGAGAGACUUGUCUGCUAGUCGACCCACAAAACACCUCAGCCGCUUCAAAGCAGUGGAUUGCUCUGGUGGUAGGCCAUGAAUUGGCGCACCAGUGGUUUGGAAAUCUUGUCACCAUGGAGUGGUGGACUCAUUUGUGGCUCAAUGAAGGCUAUGCAUCUUUCGUUGAGUUCCUUUGCGUCGCCCAUUUGUUUCCUGAGUACGACAUCUGGACCCAGUUUGUUACAGACACCCACAUCAGAGCCUUGGAGUUGGACGGACUUAAAAACAGCCAUCCCAUUGAAGUACCGGUAGGUCAUCCCACUGAAAUAGAUGAGAUCUUCGAUGACAUUUCUUACAACAAAGGCGCCAGCGUUAUUCGCAUGUUGCACUCGUACAUUGGCGACGAGGACUUCCGCAAAGGCAUGAAUCUUUAUCUCAAGCGUCACAGUUACGCGAAUGCGGAAACGGAAGAUCUAUGGGCUGCGCUACAAGAGAUGAGCAACAAGCCUGUAGGCGAAGUUAUGUCAACUUGGACUAAGCAGCAAGGAUUUCCUGUCAUUAAAGUUGAACAGCGUCAACAAGGUAACGACCGAGUAUUAAUGCUGACACAGGAAAAGUUUCUCGCUGAUGGAUCCGUUGAUGAGAGUAAAAAUCUGUGGAUGAUACCGUUGAGUGUCAGUACUUCAAAAUCUCCAAACGAAGUGGCGCUCAGUACAGUUAUGAGCGAAAAGAAAAAGCAAGUUGUUAUCAAAGAUGUGCCAGAAGGCGCUUGGAUUAAGAUUAAUCCAGGUACGAUCGGUUUUUACCGUACACGUUAUGACUCACAAGCGCUGUCUUUGCUGAUGCCGGCGAUUAAAGAUCGUACUUUGCCGCCGUUGGACCGACUGGGGUUAUUCGAUGACCUGUUCGCGAUGGUCCAAGCUGGCCAUACUUCAACUGUCGAUGUACUUAAAUGCAUGCAGGCCUUCCAGUACGAGGACAACUACACCGUCUGGUCCAGUAUCAUCAGUAGCUUAGGAAAAAUAGGAAUCCUGCUUGGUCACCUGGACAUCUACGACAACUUUAAAGCUUUCGGUCGCGCGAUGCUCAAAGACAUCACCAAGAAACUGGGCUGGGAGCCCAAGAGUAACGAAAGCCACUUGGACAAUCUCUUGAGGUCGCUUAUUUUGGGCAGGAUGGCUCUGCUGAAGGACACAGACACUAUCGAGGAGGCCAAGAGACGAUUUGAGCUUCACGUCUCCAAGAAGUCGAUCCUGGCUGCUGAUCUGAGAACGCCAGUCUACCGCGCUGUCUUGUCUGUUGGCGACGAGAAGACCUACGAGACCAUGCUCAAGCUCUACAACGAAGCUGACCUCCACGAGGAGAAGGACAGAAUCCUUCGGGCUCUAGGAACGAUCCAAGAUGAGACUCUGCUUAACAAAGUCCUGGACUUUGCAAUGAGCGACAAAGUUCGCGCGCAAGACACCGUUUUUGCCAUAAUGUCAGUGGCUUUGAACUCAAAAGGUCGCGACCUGGCCUGGAGAUUCUUCCAGAAUAACUGGCAGAUCUUGAUGAACCGGUACGACGGUGGAUUUUUACUCUCAAGACUCGUUAAACACACCACUGAGAAUUUCGUGACCGAAGAGCGUGCCAUUGAAAUCGAGGAAUUCUUUAAGAAAAAUCCGACACCUGGAGCUGAAAGAACUGUCCAACAAAGCGUUGAAAGUAUUAGACUUAAUGCAGCCUGGCUUGCUCGAGAUCAAGCUUCUAUUGAAUCGUAUUUCAAAGAAAAUUCAUAUUAAAGUUUAUUAUUAUAAAUUAUUGAUUGAGCUCAAAGGUUGUUGUUUUUUAUU